AGUGGAUUGGUUCAAAAUGGCAUCAAUCAGACUUCUUUUCCUCCGCACUCCUGGCGAGCUGGAUGUGGCUGGUGACUGUUUUCCAAUACAACCAUUUAGACAGUGGAAGGGGGUCCUUGAGGGAAUCGGAGCUUUUAUGAAAUCUGGUUUUUGCCGUCCAGGGGGAAAAGAAUGGAUGCACUACUGCUGCCAAAGGAAGCUGGAAAAUUUAUAUCUGACAACAGCAAAGAUGUCUUUAUAUUGGAAAAAGGAGUUUGGAAAGUUGCUGAAAUGCUGUUUGUAAAAAGAAAUUCAAAGGAACUCGAUGCAACAGGAUGGAAGCUACUCCAUGAUCUAAACCCACAAACAAUGAAUGAGGCAUCUGUCAACUGGGUAUUUGUCGUAGACACCCUCAAUUUUUCCUUUUGGUCGGAAAAUGAUGAUCACAAGUGCUUGAUUAAGUACAAAGGCAAAAUGCAUAGUGGCUUUUGGUCACUUUGUGCUGCUAUUAACAGAGCGCUGGAUGAAGGCAUUCCCAUUACCAAUGCAUCAUAUGUUGCGAAUAUAACACUAGAUCAGCUGAAAUAUGUGCUACGUUCAGACACUGGAGUUCCAAUGCCUUUGAUUGAAGAACGUCUCAAAGUACUGAAAGAGGCUGGAAAUAUAUUGCUAGAGAAGUUUGAUGGUUCGUUCCUUAAUUGCAUUAAGAAGAGUGAAAAUAGUGCUCAGAAGCUGCUACAGCUUGUGGUGGAAAAUUUUCCAUCAUAUAGAGAUGAAACAAUGUUUCAGGGCAAGAAAGUUGCUUUUUACAAAAGGGCACAAAUCCUUGUGGCAGAUAUCUGGGGCCUACUGGAAGGAAAGGAGGAUGGUUUCUUUCAUGACAUAGCCAGUCUGACUAUGUUUGCAGACUACAGAAUCCCUCAAGUACUUGUCCACCUCGGAGCCAUGAAAUACUCAGAAAAACUAAUGGAGAAACUUAAACAAGGUGUGUUGUUCCAAUCAGGGGAUUGUGAAGAGGUGGAGAUUCGAGGCUGCUCCAUUUGGUGUGUUGAGUUAAUAUUGCGUUGCAUACUGGAACUUGGAGCACAGAAAGGGUGCACAAAUGCACACAUCAAUUCUGUUUUGAUCGAUUAUUACUUGUGGGACUAUGCUAGAGAUCACCAAAAGGAUAUGGAAGACAUCCCCAUCCAUCAUGUUCGCUGUAUCUAUUACUAAUUAGAUAUUAUAGAUUUCUAUGAAGUGAAAAGAUGCAACCUAUUUUGGGAGAAAGAACAAUGUUCAGUCAUUAAAUUGUAGACUCUUGUCUUGGUUCAUAUAUAUGAAUUUGCAAAUUAGCAUAAUGAUCUUUUACAAAACCUUGUAAUAAUAGCUAACGCAACUAGAUGGUAUAAAAGAAAGCAAUGCAUUUCUCAAAGUAGGUUAGUGAUCAAGUUAAUUCUCUCCACUGAAUUCCUAAAAGCACCUCUGUAUUGCAGUGCAGAAUGAAGAUAAAAUAUUUUGUCAGAAAGAAGUCUAAAGAAAAUGGGCUGGGUACCUUUUAGUGAGUGGCCUAGUAAGUGUACUUGUACCCAAAUGAGAACAACAUUAGGUUUUUUUUUUCCUGGGAGUUGGCUACAUAUCUGCCUUACAUCCCUUCCAAAUGGAAAUGAUAACUUGUUUUGAAAUAUGCCAUUUGAAGUCUGCAUAGUAGGCCAGAUCACAACUGCGUAUAAUCAUGGCAAUUUUAAAGAUUAUUCACCCAAUUGAGUUCCAUCCCAGCUCUUUGUAGAGUGGUCCAAUCAGUCUUAUUACCCCACUGCCCAACAAGUUUAUUUCUAUUGAGAGUCCAUCCAAUUUCCUUUUCAAGAUCAUUUAUCAUCUCUGCUUCCAUCACCCAUGUAGAUACCAGGAUUCAGGCCAUUACCACUGUAUGGAAAAAAGCAAUUUAUCACAUUUUCCCCUACGAACACAUCCUAAAGAUCUUGCUCCAUGGUCUUUAUACCUUUAGCUUAUGGGUACAGCUUCUCUUUGUCUGCCUUAUCCAAACCUGCCAUGAUCUUGUGCACCUUUUUAAAAAUCUCCCAUCUCCAAACUCCUUUGUCCAAGAGCAAUCUUAACUUCCUGAACUUAAUCUUGUAGCUAAAAUUCCUCCACCCUGGAACCAUUCUAACAAAUUUCCUCAGCACCUUCUCAGGGAUUCUCAUCUCAUUUCGAUGUGACCAGAACUGGACACAAUACUCUCUAGAUAUGGCCUAACCAAACCAUUGUAAAGGUUCAAAUGUACUUGGCAUUUUAUUGAUAAACCAGCAAUUUUUUUUUUUUUAAAUCAAAGUUUCUGCACAGCUGGCCUCAAAACCUCUCAUUUCAGUACCAGUCUGUAAGGAAUAGGUGGUUACCCCACUGAGAACAUGCCUGUGGUAUGUGUUGAGAGGUGAUAUCUAAAUGGAUGUUUGGAAAGAUGGUGUGUACUCUUAUGUGUGCUUUAAAGAUAUAAGUUUUAAUUUAAAUUUAUACUCUGAAGCUUUCUUGUUAAAUUUAAGCAAAUAUCAACCAAUAAAGUUGCACUUUUACCUGAUUCUAA
Molecule: messenger RNA, 2539 nt
Organism: Rhincodon typus (whale shark)
Lineage: Eukaryota; Metazoa; Chordata; Chondrichthyes; Orectolobiformes; Rhincodontidae
Gene: qng1
Product: chromosome 3 C9orf64 homolog
Exons: 5
Coding region: 172-1194 (340 amino acids)
Source: RefSeq, a predicted model, not a curated record